AUGGAGAGUCGUCAAACGAGAGAGGCUAGAAUUGCCAUGGUUGUUGCUCUGUUGUGGAGCAGAGCAUCUGCAUCUAUGGGAAACAUAAACAUAUACUGGGGUCAGAAUAGCAACGAAGCUUCUCUUCCCAAUACCUACGCAAGCGGCAACUUUGAAAUUGUAAUGCUCGCAUUUCUAAACAAGUUCGCCGACGGGCAGACGCCGGUGCUGAACCUAGCGGGCCAUUGCGAUCCCCCCUCGGGAGGAUGCAAAUCGUUGAGUGCUGAUAUUCAGUCUUGCCAGUCCAGAGGUGUAAAGGUAUUUAUGUCCCUCGGAGGAGCCGUCAGAAACUAUAAGAUCACCUCCGUAGAGGAUGCGAAGAACAUGGCCAGCUAUCUGUGGGACAACUUUCUGGGAGGGCAAUCGGACUCCAGGCCUAUCGGAGACGCUGUUCAGGACGGCAUCGACUUCAAUAUCCAAAACACUACAGCGCACUGGGAUGAUCUGGCCAGCGCCAUGUCUGCUCUUAGCACUCCCUCCAAGAAGAUCUAUCUCAGUGCCGCCCCGCAGUGCCCCUAUCCCGAUGCUCACCUCAUAACGGCCUUGCAGACGGGGCGUUUUGACUACGUUUGGAUCCAGUUCUACAAUAAUACUCCUUGUUUGUAUGCCAACGAUAACGCUACCAAUUUGGUGAAUUCAUGGACCCUUUGGACCACAUCUAUUCCCACUGCUCAAACACGGAGCUUCUACAUCGGCCUUCCAGCUGCGCCUGAUGCUAUCAAUAAUGGUGGCUAUGUUGAGCCAGACGUACUCAUCUCCCAAGUGCUGCCUAAGAUCAAGCCUUCCUCAAAAUAUGGAGGAGUCAUGCUGUGGUCCAAGUACUGGGACGAGCAAACCAAUUACAGCUCGAUCAUCAAAGAUUCUAUAAUAACGAAGCCGUCCCUGGUUGAGGUGCCUAGUUUGGCAUAUGUCUAA
Messenger RNA from Cryptomeria japonica (Japanese cedar), 954 nucleotides. Its product is annotated as hevamine-A-like. The record is from RefSeq and is a predicted model, not a curated record. The coding region runs from base 1 to 954 and encodes 317 amino acids. Gene Ontology annotation, molecular function: chitinase activity. Gene Ontology annotation, cellular component: extracellular region. Gene Ontology annotation, biological process: carbohydrate metabolic process. The transcript has a single exon. Lineage: Eukaryota; Viridiplantae; Streptophyta; Pinopsida; Cupressales; Cupressaceae.